GAAUGAAUGUUUUAAGGCCCCCUUUUAAUCUGAUCAGGCGAUUAAUUGAUUAAUUAUGGCGCAGUUGCAGACCAAAGCAAACAGUUCCGGUCACCUUUCACUGACUCAAAUAUGAGAAAAUGACCUCAAGACAGAUUAAAUAACUUGGACAAAGAAAGCAAAUUUGGCAAAGCAAAAAAAAAAUGAACCAAAGAUUGUUUAUGAGAUAGAUAACCCAGUGUGGGGGACAACAAAAGAUGCCAGAUUGCACCAUGGACUAAAAUAGUAUGUUUAUUUUGAUGACAUCAUGCACAGCCUGGAAGAGAAAAUAUCCGUUAUCCUGAGCCAGAAUGGAUCAUUUUGCUUGGAAUGCGAUGUUGUCCUCUCAGCCAAUAGAGUCUGAGAAGGGAAGCAGGUGGGAGUGAGGGGGAUGGUGGGGACCAACAUGGAGGGGAGGGACAGCGGAGAUAGAGGAAAUUUGGCCGGGAAUGAGCGGGAAGGAAUAGCAGAGGCAAAGCUGGAGUGGACAAGUUGUCUAUGCACACACACGAACGGUUGGGUGUGAUAGCGGUCUCAAGCCGCCACCAUCCAAUACUUAGAAGUUUACAUUUUGAGCUUUCUUCUGUUUCUGACCUGGAAAUAUAGCCAAAAGGAUUCGACCAACUCAGCUACGAAAUAUUUUUACCUCCGAUUUUGCAGGCGUGUGAGCCUUUCGCCACCCAAAAUAGGAUCGCUCACCACUUGUGUGACCAAAAAAGGGCUUCCCGUCUGCUGCCAGGAGAGCUCCACCCAGACUUGGGAGAGCUGUUCCUUGAAGAACCUCAUCAUGUCCCGUGACCCCGUAGCGGAGCACCAUCAUCACCUGUGAAGAUCGCGCCGAGUUCCAAAUCCUGAGAAUGAUGCGGUUUCAGCCUCCUUGGCCCUUCUUUGCCGGAUUGCUUCUGGUCACCUGCUGGGCGCCACCGGGGGUCCGCUGCCAGAAUGACACGGAGCCUAUCGUGUUGGAGGGCAAAUGUUUGGUGGUGUGUGACUCCACCCCCUCUGCCGAGCCAUCGGGAAAUGCCCUGGGCAUGUCGGUGAGGUCGGGGACGGGCAGGGUGGCGUUCUCCGCCAUCCGCAAUACCAACCACGAGCCCUCGGAGAUGAGCAACCACACGAUGACCAUCUACUUCGACCAGAUUUUGGUGAACGUCGGUAGCCAUUAUGAUCCCCCCAGGAGUCUCUUUGUGGCUCCAAGAAAGGGAGUCUACAGUUUCAGCUUUCAUGUGGUCAAAGUUUACAACAGGCAGACAAUACAGGUGAGUUUGGUUGUCAACGGUUGGCCGGUGAUUUCAGCCUUCGCCGGUGACCAGGAUGUGACCAGGGAAGCUGCCACGAAUGCUGGCCUGGUGAUGAUGGAAAGGGGGGACAAAGCGUAUCUCAAACUCGAGAGGGGCAACCUGAUGGGAGGGUGGAAGUAUUCCACUUUCUCCGGAUUUCUGGUCUUCCCCUUGUAGGACUGUGGCGAGGUGAAGGUUUGUGGAGGGAUCAAGUCUUUGUCAUCGCUAAGAAUCAUGUUCACCAAGGAAAGACUUCGCAGGCCCCAACAUCAUCCUGACUUUUCCUUUUCCUCUGCACUAUUAUGGCUCACUCAAGAUUGUAGCCCUAAUGUAUUGGCUUGCUCGCAACACGGGGCUUGGUAUUUUCUCAAAUGCAUGAAACUAUUUGUCUGUGGGUUUUUUUUCCUUUAUUUUGUUUGAUUUUGCUCGCUUUCUGAUCAAUCUGUCUUGACUUUGUCGUGUAGCUCAAGCUACGAGUGAAAAUUUCUGUUGAGCUAGCUUGCUGGAGCGUUCAAGUUAGCUAGCUGUUGUAUAUUCAUGUCUUGCCAUCUCUACUCAUUUUCAAUAUACUGUAUCACACAGUGAAUGUGUUUGUGGAAUUAGGCAGAUAAAUUUUAGCUGGUAAAAAGCA
Molecule: messenger RNA, 1929 nt
Organism: Hippocampus zosterae (dwarf seahorse)
Lineage: Eukaryota; Metazoa; Chordata; Actinopteri; Syngnathiformes; Syngnathidae
Product: cerebellin-1
Exons: 4
Coding region: 876-1475 (199 amino acids)
Cellular component (GO): glutamatergic synapse; synaptic cleft
Molecular function (GO): protein binding
Source: RefSeq, a predicted model, not a curated record